GCAAGGAGGUCGGCCUCCGAGUAAGGUGAUUGAGGCCUUUGUUGCCUGAUCCAUACUCCGCUGCAACGAUAUGCUACUCAACACUGCCCCAUGAUCCGCAUUUCCUGGUCCAACGCCCCUCCCAUCUCCAAGUCUAAUCAUCUAGCCCAGUCUGACGCGAAUUCCCGAUUAUCAGCAGAUGACUGUGCUGGCCUAGGCGCACCAGUUCCACUGGCCGGAUCUACUUAUCCCGCACCUUGUCUGCUCUUAUCUAGCCUGGUGUCAGCGGAAGUCUAUGGCCUAGCCUAGCCAGGUCAUUAAUCGCCGCCUAUUGCAGCCUGUCUGGAGUCAGCGAUAAUCCCAUUGGGGGCUCAUCAUGUCACCGCCUGCAGUUCCAAGCGGUUCCUCGCAGAAGCUUGCUUCUCCAGGAUUCAAUGCUGGAGCCAGACCAUACCGGUCACACAAGGUUAGGGCCUGCGAUUUGUGUAGGAAACGCAAAUCUCGAUGUACAGUAGACAUUCCUGGACAAUCGUGUCUCCUUUGUCGGGUCCAAGGCGCGGAUUGUUAUUACCAAGAGGAGCCCAGUCAUGACCAUCUCAUGAACAACGGGGACUCUAAAUCAUGGGCGCCAGACCACACGCGUGUUUCAUUGUUAGGUCAGAAGCGCAAGCGCUCCCCAGACCUCGAUUCCCCUUCCAAUACCAGCCGACGACAGGCUUCCAGCGGGGCCCAUUCGGACUCAGCGAUAGACCGUCGGAGAAGCGAGUCCAGAAGCCAAGGAAUCGAAGAUCCCCACAAUGAAUCAGUUCUCAUAGUCGGACCUGUCGUGGCCGAGGAUGCCCAGGUGAUUGAGCGGUAUAUACCACCUGAGGGAACCAACAGAUCUGUGGAGCCGAAAAAUCAACCAUAUAAUGUCUAUUCAAGCGACCCACAGAAACCAAUCCUCUACACAACAGUCUCCCGACGGAGGCAAGGCAUGCGCGUUGGCGUUCCUCCCGGGGAGAAUCAGAAGGAAAUCCUGGAACAGAUUCUCGGACCUUUCAAGCACGACCUAGUCAGACUAUUUAUCAACAGAUUCAAUGCAGCAUUCCCUAUCUUUGAUGGGGAAAGCUUCUGGGAUGCCUUUCUUUCCAAGUCUCCAGGAGACCCGCCGGCCUCUCUCCUCUGCCAGGUUUACUCAAUGUCGCUGGUCUACUGGAAACACACACCCAAACUGGCUUGUCAUCCAAAGCCAGAUCCCCGGUACGCGGUCAACAUGACUGUAGCCGCUCUACACGAGGAGUUCUCCGCCCCGGGUCUUUCAACAAUCAGUGCGGCUCUCAUUGACCUGACCGGUCGUCCGAUAUUUUCUAUGACUGGAAAUGCCAUCAGCUGCGGUCGGAUGAUUUCCCUUGCACAUUGUCUGGGCUUAAACCGGGAUCCCAGCCACUGGAAAUUAUCCCGGGCCGAAAAGAAUCAUCGCAUAAGACUAUGGUGGGCCGUUGUGAUACAUGAUCGCUGGGGGAGCUUUGGCCAUGGCGUGCCUCCUCAGAUCGCCAAAAAUCAAUACGAUGUCCCUCUUCCCACCGUUGAUGUACUGAUACCUCAGGCCUCUCGCACCCCCGAGCGCAUCCGCGCUACUCACUGCCACAUCGCGCUGUGCCGGCUCACCGAAAUCCUAGGAGAGUUGCUGCCACUCGUCUACGGUCUCCAAUACCAAGCCCACCGCGAAAUCACGAAGAAGGUGCGGCAGAUCCGAACCGAUCUUGAUGCAUGGGAGGACUCCCUCCCUAACUGGCUACAAACCCCCCCUCUAAGCUCUUCUGAGGAGCGUAUCGCGGGGACAAGCAGUCUGCAACUAGGCUUCCUGGCCGUGAAGAUGCUUGUCAGCCGCGUAGAGCUGAACAAAGUCAAUAAUACCGAGGGAGAUAACCCUGAAGCUCGCCGCUACUUCCAAACCGAAUGCCGACAAUCUGCAGAAGAGAUCGUGCAAUUUAUCUCCUCCCUACAGAAAGAAAACUUCCAGGAAUUCUGGCUUCCCUAUAGCGCCUUCCACCUCACCACAACCGCCACCCUCCUCGUCCGAUGCGCCCUUGAAACCACCGACCCGGAAGUCGCCCGCUCCUGCCUCACGAACGUUGAAACCUUUCGGUCGAUUCUCCACCGCGUACGCGAGGAAGAAGACUGGGAUGUGGCCGACAUGUGCCUCGAUCACUGCGAGCGCCUCCUCAACCGACUCCCUAGAAACAACAACCCCAAUAGCAACGCAACCACGGACCACACCUUCAUGCAGCCGGAUAAUCAGCUUGUCAAUCCGGCGGCGAUAUCGCUGCCCGAGACGCAGACUAAUAAUGAUAUCGUGGACGACAUGAUGAGUAUUUCGGGGACAUUUGGGACGAUGGAUGGGUUUCCGUUUGAUAUGACGGGAAUCUGGGACGUGAGUGUUUUCCAGGAUGUUAAUCUCUCGUGAUGGGAUGGAGGAGUGGCCGGCGGGAGGCUGGCUGGAUGCUAUUCUGGCUACGUAAUUCUUAGGGAUGGGUAGGAGUAGGUAGGUGAUAGUAGUUGACUUAGGAGGGCGAGUUGGUUGGUUGGUGGUCUCUAUUCAACAACAGAG
This is a messenger RNA of Aspergillus heteromorphus CBS 117.55, 2572 nucleotides long. Its product is annotated as putative C6 transcription factor. Lineage: Eukaryota; Fungi; Ascomycota; Eurotiomycetes; Eurotiales; Aspergillaceae. The coding region runs from base 356 to 2428 and encodes 690 amino acids. Gene Ontology annotation, cellular component: nucleus. The record is from RefSeq and is a predicted model, not a curated record. Gene Ontology annotation, biological process: DNA-templated transcription. Gene Ontology annotation, molecular function: zinc ion binding; DNA binding; DNA-binding transcription factor activity, RNA polymerase II-specific. The transcript has 5 exons.